AUGGGCGCCGCAUACCCUUCCAUAUUCACUCUCCCGCACAUUCCCGCACCCAGCGAUGGUGUCGACACGGGCACCAUCUUUGAGCAACGCGACACAGAGGGCGCCAUCACGGACGUCCUCGACAGCCAGCCGCCGGCACUCAUGACUGAUGGCGGUACAACGCUUCGCAAAGCCGAGCACACCCAGUUCCUAGCCUCUACCUUUUUCAGGUUGCCGUCGGCCUAUGUCUCGUUGGACGCGAGCAAGCCGUGGCUCAUGUUCUGGACCGUCCACAGCCUGGACCUGUUGGGCGUCGCGCUCGACCAGGGGACAAAGGAUCGUGCAAUCAACACCAUCAUGGCCUACCUGUCCCCUGCAGGCGGGUUUGCCGGCGGCGCCAACAACUCGCACCUUCCCCAUCUGCUGCCGACGUACGCCUCGGUUUGCUCACUCGCGAUCGUGGGCAACGCAUCGGCCACGGGCGGAUGGGACCGAGUCGCAGCAAUGAGGCAGGAGACGUACGACUUCUUCAUGCGCUGUAAGCGUCCUGACGGCGGCUUUGUCGUGUGCGAUGGUGGAGAGAUUGAUGUUCGUGGCACAUACUGCCUUUUGGUAGUGGCGACGCUCCUCGACAUCAUUACCCCCGAGCUUGUCCACAACGUGGACAAGUUUAUCGCCGCAUGUCAGACGUACGAGGGAGGAUUUGCAUGCUCGACAUGGGCCUUUGGUGUCGGACCUUAUGACGAUCCCACCGAGUCGACCACUCGCGCAGCCAUGGCCGAAGCGCACGGCGGAUACACGUCGUGUUCACUUGCAUCGCACUUUCUCUUGUCCUCCAUCGUCCCCACCGACGGUGCUCCCUUGGCCUCCCUCGCCCCCUCGUUCCCGGCGCCCAUCGAUGUUGCGUCGGCGGUGCGCUGGUCGGCCCUCAUGCAAGGCGAGGCUGGUGAGGCUGGUGGAUUCCGUGGCCGCUCCAACAAGCUAGUUGAUGGGUGCUAUGGAUGGUGGGUCGGCGGUGGAUUCCCCGUCCUGGAAACUCUUCUCAAGCGCGAGAAGAGCCGCCAAGACGCACUUCACGCCGACACGUCGGCCAAGAUCGCCAUUGUCGACGACGACGGUAACGACGAGUGGGCCGACGAAGAGGCCAUGCACCAUCUCUUCAACAGGGUGGCUUUGCAAGAAUACAUCCUCCUUGCCGCCCAGAAGGAGCCCGGAGCUACUGGUGGCCUGCGUGACAAGCCCCUCAAACGUCCCGACCUGUACCACACCUGCAACAACCUCUCUGGCCUGUCAAUCGCUCAGCACAGGCUCAACCACUCGCCGACGUCAGUGGCUGCCAAGGCGGCCGCGUUCGACGACACCAAGGGCCUGCCGCCCGUCAAUCCUACCAAGCCGGAGGGGGGCUGGGCGAGCGAGGAAGAGCGCCAGCGUGCUCGUCGUCAAAUCUAUGCCAGUGUCCUCGGUUGGGUCGAGGACGAAAAGGCAGAGUUGGUGGUCGGAGGCAGCGACAGUCGUGUGAAUACGACGAUGCCUGUGGUUAACAUUCUGGGACUGCGCCUGAAACCGUUUGUGGAUUACUUUUACGGGCAGGCGUGA
Molecule: messenger RNA, 1575 nt
Organism: Apiotrichum porosum
Lineage: Eukaryota; Fungi; Basidiomycota; Tremellomycetes; Trichosporonales; Trichosporonaceae
Gene: RAM1
Product: CAAX farnesyltransferase (FTase) subunit beta
Exons: 4
Coding region: 1-1575 (524 amino acids)
Biological process (GO): protein farnesylation
Cellular component (GO): protein farnesyltransferase complex
Molecular function (GO): protein farnesyltransferase activity
Source: RefSeq, a predicted model, not a curated record